UGCUUGUGGGCGUAUUUUGUGUUCACCUCCUGGUCCUGUUUGGGUUUUGUGAUGCCUGAGCCAGCCAAGUCCGCUCCUGCCCCUAAGAAGGGCUCCAAAAAGGCGGUGACCAAGGCCCAGAAGAAGGACGGGAAGAAGCGCAAGCGUAGCCGCAAGGAGAGCUACUCUGUGUACGUGUACAAGGUGCUGAAGCAGGUCCACCCGGACACCGGCAUCUCGUCCAAAGCAAUGGGCAUCAUGAACUCCUUCGUCAACGACAUCUUCGAGCGGAUCGCGGGCGAGGCGUCGCGCCUGGCGCAUUACAACAAGCGCUCGACCAUCACAUCCAGGGAGAUCCAGACAGCGGUGCGCCUGCUGCUACCCGGGGAGCUGGCCAAGCACGCGGUGUCUGAGGGUACCAAGGCCGUCACCAAGUACACCAGCUCCAAGUAAAUUUCGUCAUUUGAAACAACGCAAAUAACUCAAGGCUCUUUUAAGAGCCACCCACUUUGUCUCAAAAGACCUGUAACUUUCCAGACUGUAUUAAAAUGGCUCGGUCAAGCAGUGAGAAAGAUUAUAUACAGCCAUCAGGGUUAAGGUUUCUGACCAUUGUGGUAUGAGGAAAAAUGUCUAUGCCCCAACCACUAAUGCCAAAGAAGCUAAUUUUGAGCAGCGCUAAGCCUGACCGCAAAAGUUUUCAUUUGCUACAUAUUAGCCACGUGUCUUUGCAAACGUUUCUUAAAAGGUAGGAUGUCAGUUAUUCUAAGCUGGCUAUUUUUAAGAAGCAGGAAAAUCUCUUAAUACUUAGAAAAGUUAGUGUUUCCUAAAGACGUUUACAUUUAUAAAGUAAAUAAUCCAAAUGUAAGCGUUUCCCUUCCCUGUAAAGCAAGUGUUUCCCUUGCUUUACCAGGAAGAAAAUGUCCAAAUAGAAUCUGCUUUUUAAUGGGAAAGGACACUACUUAAAUCUGCAUUAACAAUCUUACCAAUGUUUACAUUGCUUUUCCUGAUUACCUCUGAAAACAACUGACUACCCCCUCCCAUCAUGUUUUUUUUUUAAUCUGAAGAUGGUAUUUUAAGGUAGUGGCUCAGGCAUUUUGUAGUCUUCUCAGUUUUACUGGGGAUCUCCAGUGUACAGAGGAGGUAAUACAAAUUAGGUGUUUCGGUUUGCCUUUCCCUGUUAAUAUAUCUUGUAUCAAUUACACCAACCAAA
Molecule: messenger RNA, 1189 nt
Organism: Bubalus bubalis (water buffalo)
Lineage: Eukaryota; Metazoa; Chordata; Mammalia; Artiodactyla; Bovidae
Product: histone H2B type 1-C/E/F/G/I
Exons: 1
Coding region: 52-432 (126 amino acids)
Cellular component (GO): nucleosome
Molecular function (GO): protein heterodimerization activity; structural constituent of chromatin; DNA binding
Source: RefSeq, a predicted model, not a curated record